CUCUCUCUCUCUGUGGCGCGCGCGUGUCUCUCCGUGCUCGCGCUGCUGGUUGAGCGCGCCGAGUGUGUGAUGGUGAGUGUAUGAUGGUGUGUGUGUGGGGCGCGCGGGCGAGCUGCUCGAGCCCUCAGUGCGGCCGCCAUGGACGUGUUCAGCUUCGCGAGGAUGAGCAGACUGACCGGCCACAGGACCAAAACCCUCGGGUGUCCCUCGUCCUCCGGGGGCUGGACCUCCUCCCAGGGACCCCUGAACGGCUGGGACAUGGCGUCCAGUAGAGACGGCCGCGACUGCUUCAUCGAUCACGUCUCUCAGACCAGCUCACUGGAGGAGGUGCGUCUGGGUCUGGACGGGGAUAGGUUAGUGCCCCCAGCGCCCCGGAAGGUUGAGAUGAGACGGGAUCCGGUGUUGGGCUUUGGCUUCGUGGCAGGAAGUGAGAAACCGGUGGUGGUCCGCUCCGUCACCCCAGGGGGUCCUUCUGAGGGCAAGCUCAUUCCUGGAGACGAGAUAGUCAUGAUAAACGACGAGGCGGUCAGUUCUGCUCCCAGAGAGCGAGUCAUCGACCUGGUCAGGAGCUGCAAGGAGGCCAUUGUUCUGACGGUUGUUCAGCCGUAUCCUUCACCCAAGUCUGCCUUCAUCAGCGCUGCCAAAAAGGCCAAGCUGAAGUCCAACCCGGUCAAAGUGCGUUUCGCCGAGGAGGUCAUUAUUAACGGUCAAGUACCUGAAACCGUGAAGGACAACUCGCUUCUCUUCAUGCCAAACGUUCUGAAGGUGUACCUUGAAAACGGACAGACGAAAUCCUUCAAGUUCGACUCCAACACCUCAAUCAAGGACGUCCUCCUGACCCUGCAAGAGAAGCUCUCCAUUAAAAGCUCCGAGCACUUUUCUCUGAUGCUGGAGCAGAAGACGGAAGGUUCCAGCACCAAGCUGAUGCUGCUGCAUGAGCAGGAGAUGCUAACUCAGGUCACGCAGAGGCCGGGCUCACACAAGAUGAAAUGCUAUUUCCGCAUCGCCUUCGUGCCGAAGGAUCCAGUGGACCUGCUGAGGCGUGACCCAGUGGCAUUCGAGUACCUUUAUGUACAGAGCUGUAAGGAUGUGGUUCAGGAGCGGUUCGGCUCAGAGCUGAAGUACGAUACGGCUCUGCGGUUGGCGGCGCUGCAGAUGUACAUUCUGACCCUCUGCACCAAAAACACGCAGAAGGUCUCCCUGAAAUACAUCGAGAAAGAAUGGGGUUUGGCCCUCUUCCUUCCUCCAGCAGUGCUUUCCAGCAUGAAGGAGAAAAACAUCAAGAAGGCCAUCACACACAUCCUGAAAACCAACCAGAACCUGGUGCCGCCUGGUAAAAAGCUGACGGCUCUGCAGGCGAAGGUUCACUACCUGAAGUACCUCAGUGACCUCAGGCUGUACGGAGGGAGAGUCUUUAAGUCCACACUGCUCCAAGGGGAAAAACACACGGAGGUGACUCUGCUGGUCGGCCCGCGGCACGGCAUCAGCCACGUCAUCAACACCAAAACCAACCUGGUGGCCCUGCUGGCAGACUUCAGCCACGUCAACCGCAUCGAGAUGUACACGGAGGACGAGAGGAACGUCAGGGUGGAGCUCCACGUGCUGGACGUGAAGCCCAUCACACUUAUAAUGGAGUCCAGUGAUGCCAUGAACCUGGCGUGUCUGACCGCCGGCUACUACAGGCUGCUGGUGGACUCACGGCGCUCCAUCUUUAACAUGGCCAACAACAACACAGGAGGCCAUGACUCCCGUGAAAAGCACAACUACCAGGCGAUUGAGUGGAAUUAUGGGUCGUGUAGUGGCUGCGAGGACCACAGCAGGGACCUGUCAGAGCCGGACUCGGAAUACAACGUCUGUGGGAGGCGAGACGGUGAUGUUGCUCCAAUCUACAUCACCGAGCUCCACCAAUCACAGCGGCCGAUCAGGGGAAGCCAUGCCCACACCCAUGGGCAUCCUCAGCCCUUCUACAGCACCAGCAGACCCAAGCCCCAGGGGUCGCCCCGGAGCGCAAAGGUGUCCUUCAUAUUUGGGGACCCUCUGCUGGACAGUGUGAACCCGCAGAACUUGGGCUACCAGAGGCUGAUGGAGGACAUCCCAGAGGUUCUUGAUGAGCACAGGUCAGUGUAUGGACAGCAGGAGGACUAUAAGCCCUUGGACCCAUCGAUGGACAUGGUUGAUGGCUUCCAGUAUGGUGCUCACAUGGUCUAUGGUGAUGCUAAAAUCUUCGGCACCACUGAGGGCAUUGAGGAGCCACUGCUGCAUGACAUCUGCUACGCUGAAACAACGGACGAUGCUGAGGACGAUGAUGACGUCAGCUGCGAAGAGGACAUGACGAUGAUGGGGGAAUUGAGGGACAAAGCAACCUCGCUGCUUUCCCUUUCUGAAUCCAGCGACGAUAUCAUCGAUUUGACCUCCCUCCCGCCGCCACCAGAGGGCAACGACGAGGAAGACAACGAUGUCCUUUUGCAGUCCUUAAACCUGGCCAUAGCUGCUCCGCCGCCGGGGUUCAGGGACAGCUCGGACGAAGAUGAGCACCAGGGAACACAAGCGGGGCACAGGAAGAACCAGAGUGACAUCCCAGUGUCUCUGAUUGAUGCUGUGCCGAUGCAGGUCAGCAGGGGGACGGAAGAAGUUCUGGAUGAUGCCGUGGUCUCCACCCUGCAGGCACUGGAGGCCUUGGCGGCUUCCGAAGACCAGUCGCACCCACAAUCGGACAAUAGUUCAGGUGUAGAAAUAUCUCGGUCCUUUAGCCCCGAGUCCGCUUCAGAUUCUGGAAAUGAGACUAAUUCCUCUGAAAUGACAGAGAGCUCCGAGCUGGCGACAGCUCAGAAACUCUCCGAAAACCCUCUGAAAAUGUUUGUAGCUACAGCUGAAGGGUAUCAAACGCUCUCCGAAGAGAAGACCGAGUUUCAGUUAACCGCUUGUGACGCGAGGGCCGUAUCCAGAAGCAAGGAGGACGAGCAUCAGUCCACCGGCAUUCCUCCUUCUCAGACCCUCCGCUCUGACCACCUGGAGAUGGAACCGGAAACAAUGGAGACCAAAUCACUGACUGAGUACUUCAACAAAAUGCACAUGGAUGCUGUGAUGGGCAAGCGGCAAGGGAAGGUUGAUGACGGGACCUGCGGGGUUGGCGAAAACGAGCCUCGACAUAUGAAGACCUCAGAGGACAUUGUUGGGAGGUACAACAACUUCAACACAUUUUCGUUUCAAGAUUCCAGACAACAGAUUCUACACAACAAACCGAAGGACCACAUUUACUCAGAGUUGAUCGGCGAUGGCAGCGUGUCUUGUGCAAACCUGACACCCAAAAAGAGCAACAAAAUUGAGUCUGGUGACUCGAUCACGAUAAACCCAGGUAAACCCAGAGCACCCGGGAUGGACCUGAACGCUCUCUCUCCUGCAGAAGAAGCAUAUUUAAUUGAGCAAGCCGCCAACGAGCAGCAGCAAACGAAGGCUUCCCGGGCUGAGAAGGAGGUGACGCGGUUGUACGAGUACCACUUGACAAAGAGGAUGUCUUCGCUCCAGAGUGAAGGUAUUCACUCCUUGCAGAGCUCCCAGUGCUCUUCCAUCGACGCCGGCUGCAGCACUGGAAGCAGCAGCUGCGUGACGCCCAUGGACUCGCCACUCUGCACCGUGGAGAAUGUCCACUUGAUUUCCGAGUCCUCUCUGAAGGGACUCGGCUUCCCAAGCACAGACGAGAAAGGCUACAGCCAAAGCCCACACAGCAAACUCAUCCAUCAGAAUGUAGAUCCUACAUUUUUACGGAAGCACCACACUCCACCUGCUGCAGAGCCACCGAGUGGUGCAGGACGGGAGGGCUGCCAAAGGAUGCCCAAGAUUAGAGAAACUACAGUGUAGCACAUUGAAGACGGAGGUGAAGCUUGUGUUUUGCACUCAGUGCAUCUGCACCGAUCCUAACCAUUCAUGCAUAGCACAGAGUUUUAGGUGCCAAACCAGAGGUCUCUGGAGGUCCUGACGUUCUUCUUGUGAGCUUCCCCUGAUACUUCCCCGGCAAAAGGACCCCCACUCUGGUUGCCUCAAGAUGGAAUUUCCAUUGAAAAAAAAAUCACUUAUUGGCUCAGGGAGCUUUGAAAGAACCUAAAGUCAUAAAGACGAGUCUUCAGACCACAAAGAGGAGUUACAGAAUUCAGAAAAGCUGCCUCGAUCUCACAGCACGGGCUUCUGUGUUGUUACCAACUAAAAAAGGCAAAGAAUGACCACUCAAAUUCGGUCGAGAGGUCAGUCCAGUCCAAACAGCUCAAGCUUUAGUGGUAAUCACUAAACAUCGGUGGACACUGGGUACACUUUGGGAGUCUACAGUUGAUUAAAGGAUUCAGACUUCUAAGUGGACAUACGGUUGUAUGCAAAAGUUUGGGCACCCUGGUCAAGCAGCAUGUUUUGUUAAUUUUCUAAUUGAAAGGAAGUUCACAUACAUUCAUAUACAUGCAACUUAAAUAUGACACACGUCUUUUGAUGUUAAUGCACAACUGCCAUGUAUUUGCAAAAAUAAAUAUAUUAAAUGCACAAACAAACAAAAAUAAGUUGGAAUAAAAUGUGCCAUGUGACCAGAGCCAAGUUGAACUCUUAGGAUAUCACCAAAGGCAUGUUUAGAAGAGAAAAAAGCAGCAUUUGAUGAAAGGAACACCGUGCCAACUGUAGAUCUGUUUUAUUUUUGUCCACUGUGUUGUUAUGUUUAACUAGCUAAGCUACAAAAAAUAAAAAUUACAAUCACUACAGUACCAAUAAACAAAGUCCAACAGGUCAAACAAAAAGGGCCAGCCAGCCCUACGUUUCCUUUAUUUAAAAAAUAAAACAUAAAAAAUGGUCAAGUGAAAUGAUCUUAAAUCUGGUUGAUGUUUAUAAUAUUUCCCAUUUUCAGAUGGUUGUGCACUUAUAAUAUUCUUAUUUAUUUCCUGACAUUUUUACUUGUUUAAAAGUCAUUUUAAAUGAACUAUACUGGCAGUUAAUUUCGCUGGUUUCAAGCAAGUGUACUGAGACCACUUUACUGUGUGAAAUUGACUUAAAAGAAGUAAAAAAAUGUCUAGAAAUAAAUUAAAUAAUCUUAAAUUAAGCUUACAACAAUCUCAGCAGGAGAAAUAUUAGAUUUACUGAGAUCAUUUUACUUGACUAGAUGCUGUUUUGCAGUGUACCGGUAGGCCAGCAGAUCACAGCUAACAAUACUGGUGUGUCGACUGACGGGCAGCUGAGUAGCCAUCGCCACUCAGAACAUCAACAAAUUGUGACCAGCAGUGCCCAAACUCCUGCGUACAGCUGGACGGAUGGUGCAACACGUCCAGCAUGUCACCACAGCACAAGAGAUGGAGAUGAAGGUCAUGACAUGCUUGAUGUACUUGCUGAAACCUUCUGGGCCAAACCUCGGGCAGCAAGCACCGCUGACCAAAGCACCUCUGCAUUCUUCAUGAUCCCAACAUCUGGCUCGUGGUCAUUCAACAGCACUCGAGACCAUCUUUCAGAAACUUCAGACGACAGAACGCAGCUGAGUUUCAGCUACUUCAAAGCCAUACACGGACACACGGUUACAUCUGACCACCGGACAGCGGAGCGGUGACCGGAGUAACCCAGCUAAUCUGGCCAAUGUGAACUGCUUUGAUAAUCCAUGCCUUGUGUAUAUUUUGUGUAAUAUGUAAAAUAAAGAGAGGGAAUUCUACAACACAUAGAAUUUUUAAAAGACGAAAAUAUUAUUAUUCAUAAACCUUGGUAGACGCGUUCUUACGAUUAUAUUAUAAACGUCUGGUCAGCGGAUUUGCCUGGUUAUUUAUGUACGGACGCCUCACUCCAUCAGAACUACAGGACAUAUAAAUAAACAUGUUGAAAACAAUAAGCGAUUUCAGGCCACGUCACUAAUUCAGUGUAGAAAUCUUUUGCAUAAGGAGGUUUAUGAACAUCUUACAGUCAAAUGUGAUUUAUUUGCAUUAUCAAGCGUAUUAAAUAUUUCCUGUCAUCA
Pygocentrus nattereri (red-bellied piranha) is the source of this 5965-nucleotide messenger RNA. RefSeq names its product FERM and PDZ domain containing 4 (gene frmpd4). The coding region runs from base 139 to 3858 and encodes 1239 amino acids. Gene Ontology annotation, molecular function: protein binding. The record is from RefSeq and is a predicted model, not a curated record. The transcript has 17 exons. NCBI's taxonomy places the organism in Eukaryota, Metazoa, Chordata, Actinopteri, Characiformes, Serrasalmidae. Gene Ontology annotation, biological process: signal transduction. Gene Ontology annotation, cellular component: cytoskeleton.